Molecule: messenger RNA, 1323 nt
Organism: Penicillium malachiteum
Lineage: Eukaryota; Fungi; Ascomycota; Eurotiomycetes; Eurotiales; Aspergillaceae
Product: mannose-1-phosphate guanylyltransferase
Exons: 4
Coding region: 1-1323 (440 amino acids)
Biological process (GO): biosynthetic process
Cellular component (GO): cytoplasm
Molecular function (GO): transferase activity
Source: RefSeq, a predicted model, not a curated record
AUGCUUCAAGUACCUAUUCGGGAACACUCCAGUCAGGCCUCAACAAAGGCUGUGAUCCUGGUUGGAGGCCCCUCGCGAGGCACUCGUUUCCGCCCAUUGUCGCUCGAUGUGCCUAAGCCCCUGUUCGAGGUCGCUGGCCACCCGAUCAUUCACCACUGCCUGAAGGCCGUUGCCAAGGUCCCCGAUGUGCGCGAGGUUAUCUUAGUCGGAUACUACGAUGAGAGUGUCUUCCGUGACUUUAUCAAGGAUUCUACAAAGGAAUUCCCUCAGUUCCGCAUUCAAUACCUGCGGGAGUACACUGCCUUGGGCACCGCUGGUGGUCUCUACCACUUCCGUGAUGCUAUUCUCAAGGGUAAGCCAGAGCGAUUGCUUGUUCUGAAUGCAGAUGUCUGCUGCUCAUUCCCCUUGGGAGAGAUGCUGCGUCUUUUCGAAGAUAAGGAUGCAGAGGCCGUGAUUCUGGGUACCCGGGUGAGCAACGAUGCUGCCACCAACUUUGGUUGCAUUGUCUCGGACUCGCACACCAAGCGUGUGCUGCACUACGUCGAGAAGCCUGAGUCACAAAUUUCCAAUCUGAUCAACUGCGGUGUCUACCUCUUCGCUACCGAAUGCAUCUUCCCCGCCAUCCGCAGCGCAAUCAAGCGCCGUCACACCCGCCCCCGUCUCCUCUCCUACCCCUCCUCCGAAAACCUGGAAUCAUCCUUCAUUGCUUCGCCUGGCGAGGAUGACGAUACUGAGAAGAGCGAGAUGCUACGUCUCGAGCAGGAUAUUCUCUCCGACCUUGCAGACAGCAACCGAUUCUUCGUCCACGAGACUAAGGACUUCUGGCGCCAGAUCAAGACCGCUGGUUCUGCCGUCCCCGCCAACGCCCUUUACCUCCAGAAGGCAUUCCAGGCCCAAUCUGAAGAGCUCAUGCCUCCCUCUGCUACUAUCGUGCCUCCAGUUUACAUUCACCCCACUGCCGAGGUUGACCCCACCGCCAAGCUUGGUCCCAACGUCUCCAUUGGACCCCGCGUGGUUGUUGGCGCCGGUGCCCGUAUUAAGGACUCAAUUGUCCUCGAGGACAGUGAAAUCCGCCACGAUGCUUGUGUGAUGCACUCCAUCAUUGGCUGGAGCAGCCGUGUUGGUGCCUGGGCUCGUGUGGAGGGAACCCCCAUUCCCGUGGGCUCCCACUCCACCAGCAUUGUCAAGCAGGGCGUCAAGGUCCAGAGCAUCACUAUCCUUGGUAAGGAGUGUGGUGUCGGCGAUGAAGUCCGUGUGCAAAACUGUGUUUGCCUUCCUUACAAGGAGCUCAAACGAGACGUUGCCAACGAAGUUAUUAUGUAA